This is a messenger RNA of Protopolystoma xenopodis, 171 nucleotides long. The record is from the annotation of a GenBank genome assembly. NCBI's taxonomy places the organism in Eukaryota, Metazoa, Platyhelminthes, Monogenea, Polystomatidea, Polystomatidae.
GACGUAUCAGCAGUCGAGCUGCUGAUUAACAGCCACCGUAGCGUCAAAGCGGAGAUAGACGCUCGCGAAGAGAAUUUCAGUAUCUGUCUGAGUCUUGGACGUACCCUGCUUAAUCGCCGCCAUCCUCGGCAGGACGAGGUCCGCGAGAAAUGCAUCCAGACUGUCCCUUAA